Raphanus sativus (radish) is the source of this 1494-nucleotide messenger RNA. Its product is annotated as mitotic spindle checkpoint protein BUBR1. Gene Ontology annotation, biological process: meiotic sister chromatid cohesion, centromeric; mitotic spindle assembly checkpoint signaling. The record is from RefSeq and is a predicted model, not a curated record. Gene Ontology annotation, molecular function: protein kinase activity. Lineage: Eukaryota; Viridiplantae; Streptophyta; Magnoliopsida; Brassicales; Brassicaceae. Bases 112 to 1290 code for a protein of 392 amino acids. The transcript has 11 exons.
GGAGUGAAAGCCCUUCACUGAGCAACCAACAACGGCUAUAUUCCCCUAAAAGAUUUCAAACACUGCAAAAAAAAAAAAUUCAAAAACCUAUCUCCACCGAAGAAGAAAGGUAUGGCGGAAACCAGAGUUGAGAUCUCAGAUCCAGAAUCCGAGUUCUUUGCUUCGAAGCAAGAGACGGGAAACGAGUGGGAGCUUUUCAAGGAGAACGUCCGUCCUCUAAAGAGAGGACGCAAUGUCCGUCUUCUCAACCACGCUCUCAAAUCUCACACCGACCACCAGUUAAGAAAGACCCUCCUCGAGAAACGGAGGAAGUUGAUUGAGGAUAUCGAUGAGUACGAUGGUGAUGACCCUCUCUCUCCAUGGAUCCAGUGUAUAAAAUGGGUACAAGAGGCGUUUCCACCAGGAGGAGAGUGCUCGGGACUGUUAGUGAUAUACGAGCAAUGCGUUCGCAAGUUCUGGCACUCUGAGCGUUACAAGGAUGAUCUUCGUUAUCUCAAAGUUUGGUUGGAAUAUGCUGAGCAUUGCGCUGAUGCGGAAGUGAUUUACAAGUUUUUAGAGGUUAAUGAGAUUGGAAAGACACACGCUUUGUACUACAUUGCUUAUGCUUUGCACAUGGAGUUCAAGUCUAAGGUCAAAACGGCUAAUGAGAUAUUCAAUCUCGGAAUCUCUAGAAAUGCAAAGCCUGUGGAGAAGUUGAAUGAUGCUUACAAGAAAUUCAUGGUGAGAACUAUGAGAAGACCCAAAACAGCUGAUGAAGAACCUAAGGAGAAUAAUGACAUGCCGUCAAGAAGCUUUGGCACUGUAUUGUCUAGGGUAGAUAAUAAUAAUAACAAUACAGGAAGGCAAGCGUUAGGACCACAAGCCAAGAAACCAAAGCCAAAUCACUCAUCCAAAGCACCUUUAUCUAUCUACACAGACAAUACACAAGGGAAUCAUCCAGAUUCAGAAAAGUCAAAACCAGAGUAUGGUUCUUGGCUAAUGCUUGGAGGCAGAGCAGAGAGGAACAAAGAAAACAAUUCAUUGCCUGGAAAAUGGAAAACAUUCAAGGUUCCUCAGAAACCCAUUGUGAGAACUCCUGCAGCCUCUGCUUCUUCCUUUGAGGUUUUUGUGGACGAAGAAGAAGAAGAAUGUACAGAAGAGGUAGGAGAGAAGAGGAAGAGUGAAACUAACUCCUCAUCAUCGUCAUCACAAGGUCUGCCGCUUAAUGAUGGCCGUGAGAUUAAGAAAGAGACAGAGCUGCUGCGACAGAACCCGUUAAGACAUUUCCCACCCAACAGCUUCCUACGAUGAUAAAUGUUAUCAUUAUCUCUACCAACAAGCAUAACAGACACGGCGGUCUUUCUGAGUUUGUGUUUUGAGCUUUUGUCUAUAAAGCUCCUUUUUCUUAUUUUCCUAUUUGCGUUUGUGUACUGAGAUUUAUGUACCAUGUUGAGCUUUCCGUGUGUUCUUGAAACUUAUUUGAGUUUUUUUAAUCUAAUUGAUUUAAGUUCGUUU